CGUGUACCGGUACUUAAACAUUUUGUUUGUUCUAUAAAAACUGAAUUAAACUAUUUAUUCUUGAAUUACAUUAAUUAAACUGAAUUAAACAAUUUAUUAUUGAAUUACACGGUUUAUAUAAAUGUAAAACAAAAAUGGCGUCAUUUGAACAAUUUGUAAUAAAAGUAAAACCAGCGCUGGACAUGUUUCUGCGGUUGCCAAACAGGGAGCACUUGGAGAGACUACGCUAUGAACUCUUGCAUUUCAACUUUAGUCAAAUGAAAGUAUUCCAUGCACAAAUAUUAGCACCGCUGGUGCUUAAAUUGGAAGAGCUAAAUGGUGCAAAUCAGGAUUUGAUGACGGGCAUUUUGGAUUGUGUGCGUAUUGUUAUGUCCAAGCUCUACUUAGAUGAUAUACAGGAAUUACGCACAUUGUUAGUAAUCGUGCUAAAACAAAUUCGUGAAUCUGGUGCAAUCACAAUACGCCCCAAUAUAAGUGAAGAGCUAAAAUUGGUUUCAGUGCAAUGCAUUGCAGAGGCACUACGGCGGUCGAGUAGUGAUGUACUGGAAGCGUUUUACAAGCAAGAAUCUGCUUUGCUCCUGGGACAGAUACUCUUAUCGCUGGUUGAGUUUAUUGAAAAAGAAAAAUAUCGGAAGCUAGUUAUAUCAUCACUCGUUUGUUUGAUGACCAUAUUCUAUGUUCAUGAUGAAGCGGAAUUUACAGAUGUUGUGCUGCGAAAUCAAGUAGCCGAUACGAUUUUUAUAUUUUUACCGAAAAUUGUUACUGUUUUAUUGAAAACUAGUCUAGCUGAUGAAAAAUUAGGCGAGACACUAAAGGCGACAGCCAUUAAAGCGCUAGGACGAAUACUAUGCGUGGUUUUCGAUCAUUCGAGCGAUGUAAUAAUCAAACACAGUUAUGAUAAGAAUGAAUUUAAAAAUCUACUUAAUGCAAUGUCGCAACAUAAAAACGAUUCAACUGAAUUUGAUAUUUACGCAACAACCAGUAAAAACUCAACUGAGCAGAUUGAAAGUCGUCUCAAGCGCAUGCAAAGCAGUGGACGCUCCAAACACUGGUUUAAAGAAACUUCAACAAAGCUUCGCAUAGUUUACACACAAACAAGUAUUUUGCGUUCGCACGACUCAGUGCGCGUGCGCAACGAAUAUGCACGCAUGUGUUGCACGCUAAUAGAACAUUGCGGCCAGAAUCUUUCGGGAAAUUUUCUGAUUUUACUCGAGAACGUAGUAGCUAUGUCCGAGGAUGAAGACAGAAAUAUAAGUGAACUGUGUGCCCAAACAUUAUCACAGCUACAGCUAGAAGGUAGUGCUAAUGAGUGUAUUUUUGACGAGUACGCCGACACACUAUUCGAUGAACAUUUAGCGAAAUUACCGCGCAUAAUCAAUCGCUGUGCCGAUGCUGAGCAAUAUGCUGAAUUGAUAUUCCUAAAAGGUUUUCUGAAAAACCUAAGCGCAUCGCGAAUAAAUUCUUUAUUAUUAGUGCCGAAAAAUUUAGAAAUGCUUUGUAGAUGUCUGCUCGCUGCAGUUGAUAUGAAACUUUGUCGUGAUUUUUUAAUGGAAGAAUAUGCGGUGCGCGAAGUGGUGGAGGCUGAUUUCGCCGUUUGUGCGAAACUCAGUUGGCGACAAUAUAAACAUUUGAAUAGUGAACGUUGCAUUAAAUUAGUGAAAGAUAUUUGCGCGAUUUUAGGCAACACAAAGGGACUUAAUCGUAUGGUGUAUGAUUUUCUCUCAGAGCUUUUGGACCAAAACAGUGAAGCCAUGAAUGAAAUUUUGCAAAUAAUGCUUUGGGUGGGCACAGUGUGUGACAAGCGGAAUGUUGCUACCAAUAUAGAGUUGGUGGAAAUGCUAAUUGAAGAAGUGUUGCUGGAUAAACACUGGCACUUAGCAUUGCGACCGGAUGCCAGCUGGCGUCUGAAGGUGAACAAGCCAACUAACUGGUUUGUGGACAAUACGCCCGGGUUAUACGAGUCGGCGGUGGAAAUUAGAACACAAGAUGUGGAUUCUGAUGAUGAAAAGGAUGCUGAUGAAGUCAGCAAGUCACAGCGCGUCACCAUUUUGGAUGCCGAGUUCAAUGUAUUACACACAUGCCUUACUUUGGAUGUCUUAGGACACUGUGCCGUAUAUUUCGGCGAGCGUUUUAACCGUUAUAUCUUUCGUUGCCUGCAUAAAGUGCUUUUGAAAGUUGCAAGCAGCAACACAAUGGUUUAUCAAGCGGCCAAUUUUUGCCUGGUCUCCAUACAGAAAGCGCUAAAAUGUGCAAAUAUCUCGGAAUUGAUUGAAACACAUACUGAUUAUCUCAGCUAUCAUCUGAAUACUAUACUAAGAAGGUCACCUGAAAGUCACGCUGCAGUUGACAUACUCACCGUGCUACUACAAUUAAGCACUCGCAAUGCCUUACCACAUUUGGAAAACAUUUUCCAAACAAUCUACAAUGAAUGUAGUAAAUCUCAGCAAUCGGAAAAUAUCAAUGCAUUCUUGCGUGUUUUCAAUGCAUUCUUAAAGCAUGUCGCACGUUGGCAAUUGUCGAGUGAUGUGGAAGUUUCCUCCGUGCCCAUGCAAGUGGAGGAAACGCAAGAUACAGAUCUACUACAAAACUGGUUGGACAUAUUGGGAAGAAACACUCAAUUCAUUGAGCAUGAAAGUGUGAAUAUGGAGAGUGAAGCAAAUGCAAAAAGUACAACAAACAACACGGAAGAUGUUGAGAUGAAAGAUGAGGAAGCCGAAGCGGAGCAGGAUUUGAAACCACAACUACCACGUCAUAUACAAAUGGUUAAGGAUAUAACAAAUCAGGUUUUGCGAUUUGUGGGUUUUCUUGAGCAAACGCAUCAAAUACUGGCGCUCGAGUGUCUAAUACAGGCUGUGCCCUUACUGCGUGAUUAUGAGGAUGAGCUGCUGCCGUUGGUGCAUCUAAUGUGGGCACCAUUAGUGGAGCGGUUUCGUAAUAACGAUGCUGUUGUUUUAAAUCGCUGUUUCACAUUGCUAAAUGUGCUUGCCACACACGCGAAGGAAUUCAUAUUGAAGCGUAGUUUAGACGAUGUGAUACCUAAUCUGAAAGACUUCUUGCAUAAAUCAUCCAAAACCAGCAUGGCUGAAAAACUCAAUGCUCACACACAAGAGUAUAAGCUACAAGUGAUUCUGCUGGAAAACUUUGCUAAUCUCAUUGAAUGCUUACAAAUCGAUGGCAAACAUUUGAAUGAUAUCGCUGAAAUUGCAACGCUUUACCUUGCCCAAGAGCAGCCGAAGGAAUUACAUGAAUUAGCCAUCAAAUUCUAUCUUCAUUUGCGUCUGUAUAAUGGACCGCUGACGUAUAUGAUUGUGCUCAAGAAAGCGCAUAUACCUAGUUAUAAGGACAAUGCAGAGAAAGUGCUGACAAUUUUUUAUAAAAAUCAAAAUUCUAACGGUAUUUGAGUAUAAAUUAUAAUGGAAUAACAUUUCAUUGACUCGUUUGGAUUUUAUAGCGGGAGUGCAGUGUUAGCCCUAAUGAGAUAAUAUUUGGCUAAUAUUUUUUACCCUUCCAAUAACAAUAAUACCACGUAAUUGAAGUUGUUUGAUUCCAAAUAAGUUAAUUAUAACUGAAAAUAGAGUGUAGAAGCAAUUGGGUAAUAUUACUGAGAAAUAUUUCCUUGUAAAAUUUACUUUUUACAUUAUAUUUCCUUAAUAUAAUCAUAUAUAAAUAAGUAUAUAAAAACGUACACCAUUUGUACCGAUUUUUUUUCAUUUUCAUUAUAUAUUAUGUUAAGUAUUAGAUUUUUAGCUAAUUCCGUUAAGAUAUCUACCAUAUUGACCGAUAUAUAUAGUAUAAAGCCAAACGGAGGGUAAAAAUCAAUAAAUUUGGUAUUCUAUAAUAUACAUCGAA
Messenger RNA from Zeugodacus cucurbitae (melon fly), 3849 nucleotides. RefSeq lists its product as uncharacterized. The transcript has 10 exons. Gene Ontology annotation, cellular component: cytoplasm. Gene Ontology annotation, biological process: chromatin remodeling. The coding region runs from base 135 to 3401 and encodes 1088 amino acids. NCBI's taxonomy places the organism in Eukaryota, Metazoa, Arthropoda, Insecta, Diptera, Tephritidae. The record is from RefSeq and is a predicted model, not a curated record.